Messenger RNA from Anopheles maculipalpis, 1617 nucleotides. RefSeq names its product protein TIS11-like. Lineage: Eukaryota; Metazoa; Arthropoda; Insecta; Diptera; Culicidae. The coding region runs from base 1 to 1617 and encodes 538 amino acids. The record is from RefSeq and is a predicted model, not a curated record. Gene Ontology annotation, molecular function: mRNA binding; metal ion binding. The transcript has 3 exons.
AUGUCUACUGCGAUAAUGCACAGCACGUCACUCUACGACUUUGGCGAUUAUCCACGAAACAAGAACCAAAACAACACUUCCCGAAGCAGCGCACAGAUGAUCGUUGGCGGUGGUGGUGUUGGUGGCGGCAACGUGCACAACAUCACCCCCGUUGGUGUCUCCACCAACAACAAUCAAAUUGUGUUCUCGUCUUCAAACUUCAAUGCUACCUCUAGCAGCAGCAGCAGCAGCAACAGCAUCAACGGCAAUGCUCAGCAAUCGCACACUAGCAACCAUCGACUUGACCAGCUGAAGAUAGGUCCGCUUAAUCUGCUGUUUGACCUGGCCGAUGGUCCAUCGCCCCAGCACAAGUCGCAACAGCAGCAGCAGCAGCAUGGCAAUGGUGGUGGCGGCGGCGGCGGUGGUGGUGCGCAUCAUUCGCUGCACCGUACCGCAUCGCAGCCGGCGACCCGUCACAUGGUGGAGAAUCUCCUGGAGAUGUUCUCGCUGAACGGUAUGAAGCUGCUGCCGGAGCUUAGCUUCGGCAGUGCGACCAGCAGCGCCAACUCCAUCAACAGUAACAGCAAUGGUGGCAACAACAGCAACAACAACCAGCACGCUACUAGCAACACUUCCUCCUCCUCCGGUCACCGGAAGUUGGAACGAACGCAGUCCGAACCGCUGCCACAGCAAGUAAAUACCUCGAGAUACAAAACCGAGCUCUGCCGACCGUACGAGGAGGCGGGAGAGUGCAAGUACGGCGACAAGUGUCAGUUUGCGCACGGCAUGCAGGAGCUGCGCAAUUUGCAGCGCCACCCGAAAUACAAGACCGAACUGUGCCGUACGUUCCACAGCGUGGGCUUUUGCCCUUACGGGCCACGCUGCCACUUUGUGCAUAACGCGGAGGAAGCGCGUAACCACAACCGUAACGUGGCCGCGUACCAUGCACGUUUGGCCGCGGCCGCCGCAGCAGCCGCCGGCAACAACAACUCAUCCCAGUCAGCGCAGGGUGGUGGUACGAACAGGAGCAACAACGCUAACAACAACAACGGUCCCAGUAUGAUCAACGGUAACAAUCAUCAUCAUCAUGGCCAUCACCACAACCAACAGCAGCAGCAGCAGCAGCAACACAACAGUGCUUUGAAAUCGCUCUCGGUGGUACAGCUGCAGACGGCGGCAGUCAUUCUCCAACAAUCUUCGAUUGCUCAUCAGCAGCAGCAUCAGCUUCAUCAUCACCAACAGCAACACCACCACCACCACCAUCAUCAUCAGCUGCCACUCAGUCCGGCACUGUCGAUGUCCACCGGUUCGGAUCGGGCAUCACCGAUCGGUUCGCUGUCCCUCAGCCCCACCACAUCGAUGGCCAACUUCUUCCCGGAAGCGAUCAGCCCAACGCUCCAGCAGGGUACCAUCCCGCAACCGUUCCUCUUCCCCAGCAGCCCACCGGCCAGCCCGAUCGAGGGCUUGUCGCCGAUGGCCAGUCCGCCACCGUCCUCUCCCUCGCUAGCCGCCAUGAAGAUGGGGCACAAUGGUGGUGCCACCAACAACACCACCAGCACCACCGGCCAGGAGGAACGCCUUCCGGUGUUUAAUCUGCUGAGCUCCGUCGUGAAUCCGUACUCUCAACUCGCACUGUAA